UACGCAGUUUGAUUCUUUUCUUUACGUCAAAAACGCCAGUCGAGACGUUUUCAAAAUGGGUAAGGUUAAGUGCUCCGAGUUACGCACGAAAGACAAAAAGGAGCUGUUCAAGCAGCUCGAAGAGUUGAAAACAGAGCUGACAAAUUUGCGUGUCGCCAAAGUAACUGGUGGAGUGGCGUCCAAACUAUCCAAAAUACGGGUGGUGAGGAAGGCGAUUGCCCGCGUUUACAUUGUGUACCACCAGAAAAUGAAGGUCAACCUCCGAAAUCACUAUAAAAACAAGAAGUACAAGCCUUUGGACUUGAGGACCAAGAAGACUCGUGCUAUGCGCAAGGCCCUUACAAAGCACGAAGCUAAAAUUAAGACCAGGAAAGAAAUCAGAAAGAAAUCUCUUUUCCCUCCUCGUGUUUAUGCUGUUAAGGCUUAAAUAAAAAAUUUAGUAUAAAGUUGC
Molecule: messenger RNA, 451 nt
Organism: Spodoptera littoralis (African cotton leafworm)
Lineage: Eukaryota; Metazoa; Arthropoda; Insecta; Lepidoptera; Noctuidae
Source: the annotation of a GenBank genome assembly